AUUUGUCGGCGCAGGGCUCUGAUGAUAAAUCAUCAGAAUAGAGAAUUAUAACUUUUUGUCAAAGACAAUUUAUACACGACUUGUAUUUGUAAAUUGUUUAAUAUUAAUCACAAAGUGUAAUAAUAUUAAAAGCAGAAGAAAGACAACAUAUAAACUCUGUUAGAGAAUGCUUGCUUAAAGUAAUAGAUAUAUAAUUUUGAGCAAAUGAGUAUUGAUUCUUACCGGCAGUCUAUAAACGAAACGCUUUAUGCUUUCGCUUUACAAUUUGAAAAAUUUGUAGAUUUUGCUAUAAAAACUGCUGGAAAAAUUGGUAAAGAAAUUUCCGAUCCGACCUUCUCGUGGAAAAGUCCAAUACAGUUUACUUCACUUCAGUGGACUCUAUUUAAACUGCUGUGUAUACUUUUAUUACUUACAUCGUUAUUGAUUUGUUAUUCCUGGAGGGUGUAUGGUAAAGUAAUUACGGAUAAAUUUGUUAGACCAAGUACCCUUAAGGAAAUUGAAGAACUUAAACUGUCUGUUGCAAAGUUAAAGUUGCCUAAAGAACACUCACCUAGAAUAUAGACAACAUACGUACAUUCUUUAAUAUCAAAAAUGUCUAAAAUAAAGAAAUUCUUUUCGAAGAAGAAAGAA
This is a messenger RNA of Lucilia sericata (common green bottle fly), 630 nucleotides long. RefSeq lists its product as uncharacterized. NCBI's taxonomy places the organism in Eukaryota, Metazoa, Arthropoda, Insecta, Diptera, Calliphoridae. The record is from RefSeq and is a predicted model, not a curated record. The transcript has 2 exons. Bases 205 to 561 code for a protein of 118 amino acids.